CUGACGAACGCGUAGUCUAUACUUUUAACCCUGCUUUUAGCUAGUUAGCGUUACUACUUGAGAAUUGAUGCGUUAAUGCAUCAUAAUGCAUACAUUAGAGAAGGAAGUUGCGUGUCGAACAUCAUGAGUGACAAAUAAGUGACAUUUUUCAUGAGUCUAAGCAUACGACUGUCGGUCUCAGUAUAGCAGGGCUAGCAGCUAGCUAACUUAUCCUCACAACGGUGGAAGUUACCACAAGUUGAUGUAGGUAGAUUCUAUAUCUUAGGUUAACUUGUGACAGUAUUGCUUCAUAAUGUAACAAUCGUCGGUCGUAAAAUCGCUGAUAAACUGUUCUGACUGUCGACUAUCGUGAAACGCGGCUUAACAAAAAUGGCAAGUACCGUGUUAGAAGUCGGUACGGGCGUUUUCGUUGUUGCGAUUGUUUGGAUUGCGGCUCUUGUGUUUGGGAUGAUGCUGCUGAGAGCAUCUGGAUCAGCAAAGUUAGGAGUUAUCCCUGUGUUCCUCCUGGCUCUCUCCAUCACUUUGGCGCUGGUGUUGUUCCCUCGCAGCCCAGAGACAACUCCCCCUUUCAAAGAGAUAGAGAUAGUGGACACUUUGUUCAUCGGCCGCUAUGUACUGCUGGCGGUGGCGAGUGCAGUCUGUCUGGUGGCGUUCUUCAUGCUGCUCCCCUUUCAUUUCCUGGAGCCAGUCUAUGCCAAGGCCUUAAGAACACACUAGAGCUGCCAGGGUCAGUGCUGGCACUGGGAUCACAUUGCUGAUGUACACAACUUAAGACAUGCAGGGCUGACGAGAGGCCCCCCUUCAUGUGGAAACAGACCACAGAAUGCAUCCCAAACAGCAACAGCAGGAGAGCCAGUGUUUUCUUCAUGGCCAACUGUUUGCAGAUUGUUUGCUGUUUAUGUACAACCAACAGAAACGAGAUAUUCAGCAGUACCUCAGUUGUUUGUGUAUGUUAUGUGUCAUUAAAUACAUUCAAUGAAUGAAUAGUUAAUUAUUUAAUAUGUGUAAAGCUCUACAGUAAUUCCGAGUCAACCAACACUGAAACACUCCCCCCACUUUUUAUAAAGAAAUCUAAUAUUUGCAUUGCUACCCUGCUUUGUCUCAUUUUUAUUACUUGACUUCCUUGAUUCCUGAAGUACUGUCUGGCUGAGGUAACAAUUUAAGAUGUUAGUGACAGUAAAUGACCACAAAUAAAAGCCCAUAGGACUCUUUUUGACGGUGUAGUAAUGUUGAAUGUGUUUGCCAGAAAAAAUGUGCCAUGUUCACACAUUCAUUUAAAAUCAGAAAGUAAUUAAAUAUCACAUGGACAAGUACAUGCAGACUCAAUUAGAAAAUAAACUGGAUGGAUAAAUAGAAUUCAGGGAGUGGGAGUCAAGGAAUAUGUUUUAUUGUGUUUGUGAUGCCUGGUCAUUUAAAUAUAAUGGUUUGUGCUUUGCAGUUGGUUCACAUGGUUAUCAUUGGUGCCUUUAUAUGAUGAUGAAUUAUUAGCAGCUUUCUUCACUUCACAGUGUAAAAGUAUAUCAAUCAUUUGCGUCACUGCUGUCUGGCUAACAGUUAAACCUGUGUGU
This is a messenger RNA of Chelmon rostratus (copperband butterflyfish), 1568 nucleotides long. It is a transcript of the gene tmem218, whose product is annotated as transmembrane protein 218. The transcript has 3 exons. The record is from RefSeq and is a predicted model, not a curated record. Bases 370 to 717 code for a protein of 115 amino acids. Lineage: Eukaryota; Metazoa; Chordata; Actinopteri; Chaetodontiformes; Chaetodontidae.